This is a messenger RNA of Acanthopagrus latus (yellowfin seabream), 4637 nucleotides long. It is a transcript of the gene myo1f, whose product is annotated as myosin IF. The transcript has 28 exons. The record is from RefSeq and is a predicted model, not a curated record. Gene Ontology annotation, biological process: vesicle transport along actin filament; actin filament organization. Gene Ontology annotation, molecular function: ATP binding; microfilament motor activity; actin filament binding. Lineage: Eukaryota; Metazoa; Chordata; Actinopteri; Spariformes; Sparidae. Gene Ontology annotation, cellular component: vesicle; microvillus; actin cytoskeleton. Bases 449 to 3718 code for a protein of 1089 amino acids.
CUCUGUGGUUGUUGUCACCAUCAGCGCUUGUCUGCUGUUGGAGAGAUCGAUUUGGACUGACUUAUUGCCCCGUUAACCUGUGGAAGCCGUCAUCAGACUAAUCAUUGUUCCAGCCUCGCUCUGAUGACUCUGAAUAUGACAGAAAUACAGAAGUAGCUGCUCAACUUUGCGUGGUGUGUGCAUCGGUGUGUGUGUGUGUGUUAUCUUCGAGCAGUUCUUGUUUCACACACUGCAUCUGUGGGAGGAUGAGGAAGUAGAGUUUGAAUUUAACAGUGGAUGUCUUGUAGUUCGCUGGCUGCUGUUGGCGCUGAUCGUGCUGAUGUGUGUGUGAUGGCUGCAGUUUGAGGUGGUCAACCGGUGGAUUUUAACGGCACACACACACACACUCAGACAGACACACACUCUCUGGACAGUGGACGCGUGAGGAGGAAAGGCCCCCACAGCAACAAUGGCCAAGUACCACUGGCAGAGUCAAAAUGUUAAGCAGAGCGGAGUGGACGACAUGGUCCUGCUAUCCAAGAUCACUGAGGAUGCCAUCGUGGAAAACCUUAAGAAAAGAUACAUGGACGACUACAUCUUUACAUACAUCGGCCCUGUAUUAAUAUCAGUUAACCCAUUCAAGCAGAUGCCCUAUUUCACCGAGAGAGAGAUCGAACUUUACCAAGGAGCUGCCCAAUAUGAGAAUCCACCGCACAUCUACGCCUUGACAGAUAACAUGUACAGGAACAUGAUGAUUGAUGGAGAGAAUCAGUGUGUCAUCAUUAGCGGUGAGAGUGGUGCUGGAAAGACAGUAGCUGCCAAAUAUAUCAUGGGUUACAUUUCCAAAGUAUCAGGAGGAGGAUCGAAAGUUCAGCAUGUAAAAGACAUCAUCCUACAGUCAAAUCCCCUCCUGGAAGCUUUUGGUAAUGCCAAGACUGUCCGCAACAACAACUCUAGUCGUUUUGGGAAAUACUUUGAGAUUCAGUUCAGCAGAGGAGGAGAACCAGAUGGCGGAAAAAUCUCAAACUUCCUGCUGGAGAAGUCAAGGGUGGUGAGCCAGAAUGAGAGCGAGCGUAACUUCCACAUUUACUAUCAGCUGAUAGAGGGCGCCAACAGUCAGCAGAAAGAGGGUCUGGGCAUCAUGACCCCAGACUACUACUACUACCUCAACCAGUCUGGGACCUACAAGGUGGAUGGGACCAACGACAGCAAAGACUUUCAAGAAACUAUGGAAGCCAUGCAGGUGAUUGGGAUCCCAGGUGACAUCCAGACUCAGGUGCUGCAGAUUGUCGCAGGCAUCCUCCACCUGGGAAACAUCAGCUUCAUUGAAGCAGGGAACUACGGGCAGGUGGAGAGCACGGACUUGCUUGCCUUCCCAGCAUAUUUGCUGGGCAUAGACCCCAACCGUCUGCAGGACAAGCUGACGAGCCGGAGGAUGGAUUCAAAGUGGGGAGGGAAGUCAGAGUCCAUCAAUGUGACCCUGAACCAGGAGCAGGCCACCUACACACGAGACGCCCUGGCCAAAGCCCUUUAUGCACGACUCUUUGACUAUCUGGUGGAGGCUAUAAAUAAAGCCAUCCAGAAGCCGCAUGAAGAAUUCAGCAUCGGAGUGCUUGACAUUUAUGGUUUUGAGAUAUUCCAGAGAAAUGGCUUCGAGCAGUUCUGUAUCAACUUUGUCAACGAGAAACUGCAGCAGAUCUUUAUUGAACUGACUCUGAAGGCUGAGCAGGAAGAGUAUGUUCAGGAGGGCAUCAAGUGGACUCCCAUCGAGUACUUCAACAAUAAGAUCGUGUGUGACCUCAUUGAAAAUAAAUUGAACCCACCUGGUAUAAUGAGUGUGCUGGAUGAUGUGUGCGCCACCAUGCAUGCCAAAGGAGAGGGCGCAGAUGACACCCUCCUGCAGAAACUGCAGGCUGCUGUGGGAACACAUGAACAUUUCAACAGCUGGAACUCUGGCUUCGUCAUACAUCACUACGCUGGCAAAGUGUCGUAUGAUAUCAAUGGCUUCUGUGAGAGGAACCGAGAUGUGCUUUUCCCCGACCUCAUUGAGCUCAUGCAAAGCAGCGAAUAUGACUUCAUCCGUAGCUUGUUCCCUGAAAGCCUGAACACAGAUAAGAAAGGCAGGCCGACCACAGCCAGCUCAAAGAUCAAGAGACAAGCUAAUGAACUGGUGAACACGCUGAUGAAAUGCACUCCGCACUAUAUCCGCUGUAUCAAACCUAAUGAGACAAAAAGACCGAAAGACUGGGAGGAGAGCAGGGCAAGGCAUCAGGUUGAAUACCUGGGACUGCGGGAAAAUAUACGUGUAAGAAGGGCUGGAUUUGCAUACCGCAGAGCCUUCAAUAAGUUUCUGAUGAGAUAUGCUAUUCUGACAGCGGAGACAUGGCCAUGUUGGAGGGGUCCAGAGCAGCAGGGGGUCCUUCACCUCCUCCGCUCUGUCAACAUGGACAACGAUCAGUACCAGAUGGGACGGACCAAGGUCUUCGUCAAGAACCCUGAAUCACUUUUCCUGCUUGAGGAGAUGAGGGAGAGGAAGUUUGACACUUUUGCCAGGAUCAUUCAGAAAUCCUGGAGAAGAUUCAUCGCCAGGAAGAAAUAUGAACAGAUGAGAGAAGAGGCCUCAGACAUCCUGUACAAUUCCAAGGAGCGGAGGAAGAACAGCAUCAACAGAAACUUUGUCGGAGACUACCUCGGCCUGGAGCAGAGGCCUGAACUGCGACAGUUUCUGUCCAAGAGGGAGCGCGUUGACUUCGCGGAUUCUGUCAACAAGUUCGAUCGCAGGUUCAAGUCCAUCAAGAGAGACAUGAUCUUGACCCCCAAAGGCAUCUAUCUGAUUGGUCGCGAGAAGGUGAAGAAAGGACCUGAGAAAGGACAGAUAAAGGAGGUGCUCAAACGAAAACUGGAGUUUGGAAGCAUCAGUAGUGUCUCUCUCAGUACAAGACAGGAUGAUUUCUUCAUUCUUCACGAGACCCAGUAUGACAGUCUGCUCGAGUCUAACUUCAAGACCGAGUUCCUCAGCCUGCUCUCGAAACGCUACGAGGAAGUGAACAAGAGAAAACUGACAAUCUCCUUCACUGACAGGCUAGAGUUCAGAGUGAAGAAGGAGGGCUGGGGUGGAGGAGGAACCAGGGUUGUGAUGGUUCAGAGGGGGCAAGGGGACCUGGCCCAGCUCAAACCUGCAGGGAAGACCCUCACCGUCACUGUAGGGGACGGUCUACCCAAAAGCUCCAAGCCAACCAGGAAGAGCGCUCCACAGUCACGCGGUGGAGGGAGAAAUAAUUAUGCAGGUAGAGCACACCAGAAUGGAGCAGCUACGUUUUCCAGAGCCCCUCCCCAACAACAGUCAGAAAUCACAUAUUCUGCCCCAAACAAACACGGCAGGCCACCCAAUACAGCCCUGCCAAAACUGGGCUCCCAGAGAGCCCCCCGAGUCCCAGCACAAAACCAGCACAACCAGGGGAACCUGGACUUUCUUAAUGUUCCCGACCAGGGCAUGUCAGGGAAGCAGAGGAAAAGGAGCAUCAGUCAUCGACCUCCUCCUGCUCCUAAACCACAGCCUCGACCCCAGGGGCCUCGCUGUCGAGCCUUAUAUCAGUACACUGGCCAGGACACAGACGAGAUCAGCUUUGAGGUCAAUGACGUGUUCGACCUUGUCAAAGAAGAUCCCUCAGGCUGGUGGACAGGCAGGAUUCGAGGCAGGGAAGGUCUCUUCCCUGGGAACUAUGUGGAAAAGAUUUGAACAGGGCUCAGUCAGUCCUGGUGGAGAAAUAUUUUGUUAUAAGUGGCACAUUCUGCCUGCUAAUGGUUUCAUUGCUGCACAGUAGAUCUUCUUUCAUAAUGGAAAAAGGGCUGUUUAAGGUUGGACCUAGCUGACAUUUGAGCCACCUACAAGUUUAUGACACGGUGCCGUACGCACAGAGCACAGGAGACAUCACUGUUAUGGUUAUCAUUGGUAAAACACAGAUCCACUGCAGAGAGCUUGGGUUUUAUCCUGUUCUCAGUGACAAAGCAUCAAGAACUUUGACCCUCACAACACCGUUCUUUAAACUGUUACUGCACUGAUAAUUACUCACAGCUAAAGGUACAGCCUUUAAAGAAAAGUGGCUGAGAAUAAUGCCUCGCUUUCUGUUGUCUACCAUGUUUAUAUUUGCCUGAAGCUUUUCUCCAGGGCAACGUCCAAUACUGUUCAGUAUUCCUGAUUAAAACAACAGCAUGAAAUCAAGUAAUAAGUUGUGAACUUGAAUGUUACGUUUGCACUGUAACAAACCUGCUUUAGAUGAAUCAAAAGUGUUCACAGAAACAAUACUUUCAAUCUCACUUCAAAAGAAAUGAUGUCUUAUUCAUGGAUUGUUACUAAAAUGAUUGAUGUCAGUUUCUAUAUUUUUUAACUCCCUUAAAAAAAAAAGAAAGAAUAUAUUUUCAUAUUUUCCCUCACGGUCUUUUGCACUGAUUUCUGUCAUCAGUAAGUUAUGAAAAAUGUCUGAAUAACAAGCAGGAAGAAGUGACUUAUUCGUUCUAAAAAAUGUUUAGAAAUGUUUAUUUCUGCCUUUAAAUUUUAGGUUGAUCUUGUAAAAUAAUGUAAUUCCGUCACAGUCAAUCAAUACAUGUUUUUGUAUAUGAAUAAGAUGAGAAAAAUAAAGAGCGUUAACACUCUGAAA